Hemiscyllium ocellatum (epaulette shark) is the source of this 3052-nucleotide messenger RNA. Its product is annotated as patched domain-containing protein 3-like. Gene Ontology annotation, cellular component: membrane. NCBI's taxonomy places the organism in Eukaryota, Metazoa, Chordata, Chondrichthyes, Orectolobiformes, Hemiscylliidae. Bases 177 to 2816 code for a protein of 879 amino acids. The transcript has 4 exons. The record is from RefSeq and is a predicted model, not a curated record.
UAGCUGAUGUCUCCAGUAUCCGCUCAUCGAACCAUAAAUAUUAACUUCCUUUCUCCGCACAGAUACCGUUUGACAUGUUGGGCUUGUCCAGUAACUUCUGGUUUUGCGUCUACAACACUUCCUUCCCGUUUUGAAAAACUGAGGUGAAAGUUUAUGGAAUCAGGUUUUGUUUUACCAUGGUAUCUCUCAGCAUGACUCAGUGCAGGACAAAUUGUAUCGAGAAACUUCUCCGCCGGGCUUUUCGUAAACUUGGAAUCCUCGUGAGUAAAUAUUCCUGGUGCUUCCUCACGAUUCCUCUGAUACUUUCUGCUGCUCUGGGUUCGGGUUUUUCUUCUUUACGGAGACAUGAAAGCAAUGACAUAGAGGAGCAAUUUACACCCAUAUACGGACCAGCAAAAUCUGAGAGAGAGUUCAUUACAAAACAUUUUCCAACCACUGAUUCUGAAUUCUUCUCCAGUCAGAGACUUUACACAGAGGGGGUGUUUGCUUCUUUCAUUGCUGUAUCGAAAGAUGACAAUAUCUUGACAGCUGCUGCAUUUCAAGAGAUUCUGUCACUUGAUGCUGAUGUAAAGCAGCUCAGCAUCAACAAUAGUCAAGGUGUCAUGUACACCUAUUCUUCUCUUUGUACACGGAUGGCAAACUCGUGCUUCGGAAAUGAAAUUUUAAAUAUUAUAAAUCGCAGCCUAGCAACCAACACGAGGAUUUCUUACCCUACGAUGAAUAAGACUUUUAUUGGUUUGGCUGUUGGAGGUGUUGACCAAGAUCAAAAUUAUAUUAAUAAAGCAAAGGCUAUUAGACUGGUUUAUUAUCUACAAGAAGAUAAUGAUGACAUGAAAACCCUCAGUUUGCUGUGGCUGAAGAAUUUCCUUCAGGUUUUUCCGAACAAACUGAAAGAUCAGGAGAGUAUUAUGGUUUCCUAUUUCACAUCAAUGUCAAGACAAGAAGAAUUUGAAGGGACUUCUAAGAAAAUUAUUCCUUUGUUCUCUGUCACGUAUUUCCUUUCAAUAUUCUUUUCUAUUCUAUCAUGUAUGAGGUUGGACUGUGUGAGGAAUAAGUUCUGGAUCGCUGCUUUGGGAGUUAUAUCGGCUGGAUUAGCUGUACUGUCAGGAUUUGGACUGCUGUUACACUGUGGGAUUAAAUUUGCUAUCAAUACUGCCAAUGCACCUUUUCUGAUUCUAGGUAUUGGUAUAGAUGAUAUGUUUGUCAUGCUCGCCAGUUGGCAAAUGACCAAGGUCACAGAUGAAGUUGAAGAUCGCCUUGCUGAUACAUACGCUGAAGCAGCCAUCUCUAUUACAAUCACCACUCUAACUGAUGUUUUGGCCUUUUAUAUCGGCAUUAUGACACCUUUUCGAUCUGUCCAAUCAUUCUGUGUUUACACAGGCACAACAGUUCUGUUUUGCUUCAUUUAUAACAUUACUUUUUUUGGAGCUGUUCUUGCAUUGAACGGGAGAAGAGAAGCCAGCAACAGGCAUUGGUUGACAUUCAGAAAAGUCAAAAGUGAUCAGGAACCAGAAGACUCUAAAUGCUAUUCAAUGUGUUGUGUGGGUGGAGCUUAUAAUAGUGAGACUGGUGCAGAACUAGAACAUCCAAUUUAUUUCAUCUUUAAGAAAUAUUAUGGUCCAUGGCUCACAAACAUUUGGACCAAGGCACUUGUGGUUGUCCUAUAUAUUGGUUAUUUGGCUGUCAGUAUUUAUGGUUGUAUAAAUAUCAAAGAGGGAAUUGAUCUCAGAAAUCUGGCCUUUGAUGGUUCCUAUGUGAUUAAAUUCUAUGACGAUCAAAGUGAUUUUUUCUCAACAUAUGGACCACGCGUUAUGGUUGCUGUCACUGAACCCGUGGAAUAUUGGAAUUCCACUGUUCAGGAUGAAAUUGAAACCUGCAUGGGCAGAUUGGAAAACAACUCCUAUGUAGAUCCUGAAUUGUCAGAAUCCUGGCUUCGUGUGUACAUUGCCAUAUCUAAACAGAUGUUAGUAGACAUUCAGGAAAAAAAUGCAUUCUUGGGAAAUUUAUCUACAUUGUUUCACAUUGUUCCUGUAUUUGAACUUGACACUAGGUUUUCAGAAAGUAAGCAAAGAAUUGAUGCUUCUCGCUUUUUCAUUCAGACCACUAAUGUCAAUACUCCAGUCGCUGAGAAAAACAUGCUGAUUGAAUUAAGGAAGCUGGCACAGGAAUGUCAAAUCCCUUUGCUGGUGUAUCAUCCUGCAUUUAUCUAUUUUGAUCAAUAUCUUGUUAUUGUAUCCAACACGAUACAGAAUGUAGUUGUUGCUGCUGCUGUAAUGCUGAUCAUUGCGCUAUUGUUAAUACCUAAUCCAAUCUGCUCUAUAUGGGUAACAUUUUCUACUGCAUCAGUUUUAGUGGCUGUGGCUGGUUUUAUGACUUUCUGGGGUGUCAAUUUAGAUUCGAUAUCAAUGAUUAAUCUGGUCAUUUGUAUUGGUUUUUCUGUGGACUUUUCAGCUCACAUUUCAUAUGCUUUUGUGUCUAGUGACAGAGAAACUGCAAAUGAACGAAGUAUUGAUGCAUUAUACAGCCUUGGAUAUCCCAUCAUCCAAGGGGCCCUUUCGACCAUACUGGGUGUAGUUGUGCUGGCUGCUGCAGCAAGUUACAUAUUUAGGACGUUUUUUAAAAUCAUGUUUCUUGUCAUAACGUUUGGGGCUGUUCAUGGCCUUGUACUUCUGCCUGUGUUCCUGACAUUUAGUGCAAGCCGCAGAAAAUCAAACAGUGCAAAAUCAGAUAAGGCAAUGAAUCUGUCAAAAAUCCAUGUCCACUCUGAUGAGGCAUUGGAACAAAAGAUGAGAAGUGAUUCAAAUGCAGUUUUAUAAAGGGACCCAGCAGGUCAGAGUUAGGUAUCACUGAUUGAAAUAUUUUAGGAGGUCAAGGUCUUGAUUAUCCCAGUUUCUCCAAACUGAACAUUCCCAACAUCCAUAUCCAUAUCUAAACCUGGAAACAAAAGAGCUAUGCAACUAAUUAACUUGUUUACAUCUGUUUUACUUUUAUAGUGUCCCAGUUUUUUUUUAAGUGCAAUUGUACCAAAAAAUAAAACACCUUACCUCACAAA